Microdochium trichocladiopsis is the source of this 1762-nucleotide messenger RNA. RefSeq names its product Zinc/iron permease. Gene Ontology annotation, biological process: zinc ion transmembrane transport. The transcript has 3 exons. Gene Ontology annotation, molecular function: zinc ion transmembrane transporter activity. Bases 81 to 1592 code for a protein of 503 amino acids. Gene Ontology annotation, cellular component: membrane. NCBI's taxonomy places the organism in Eukaryota, Fungi, Ascomycota, Sordariomycetes, Xylariales, Microdochiaceae. The record is from RefSeq and is a predicted model, not a curated record.
CUAGUAAAUAGGAGCCCGGUGCAGUUGGAGCGUCGACGCACUUCCGCGCAAGCCAUAUCGCCAGCGCUGGCGGACGCAUAAUGGCCGUCAUGGAGGCGACAGAGCUCAGUAAUGACACCCGUGGUUGGAUCAUGUGCUUGGUCAGCGGGACAGCGUGCGUCCUUGGUGCUAGUGUCAUCAAUGUCGACGUCAUCGUCCGCCUCUUUCCUGGCAAGAAGAACUUUCGCGUACAGGAUAGCAAUGCCUUUCUCGCGGCGUCGCUCAGUCUUAGCUUCGGCGUCAUGUUGUUCAUGUCUCUCUAUAGCAUGCUACCAUCAGCGAAGAAGUACCUUUCGAAGGGUGGCUACGAAGACCCAGUCUCGGGCCUGAUCCUUAUGGCAUCUUUCGUGGCAGGAUUUGUCGGAAUUCAGAUCGUAUCGCGGCUGUUCCAUCAGCUUCUCCCUUCACAUGUCGUCGAUUGCGAUCACAGCCAUGGCGAUGACCACGAGCAUUCACACGGACAGAGCCGCCGGCAAUCCUCGCGUGUGCGCAGUUCGAGCUGCCGACGCGUAGAUUCCUUUGGAAGAAACUACCCAAGCACGAAGACGCCAACUAAUGGCGUUUCUGCCGCCCACGAAAGCACGCCGUUGUUGACGGAGGUUCCAAACAGCGGUAGUGGUCUUCACCGGACUGCGACUAUUGAUACAGAGUACCCAUACAGACCCGGACCCACGCCGCAGAUCAGCCGUAGCAGAGCGACAACGCAGAGCCGGCGGCCAUCAAUGUUACAGGUACAAAAGAGAGUCCUGUCGUUUGUGAAAGACACAAAGUCAAAUUGCGACGAACAGGGACCAUGUUAUGGCUACACAGACCCGUGCGGCCAGGAGUGUUUCAAGCAUAUCAGCAGCCGUGUUCCCAAGCCAUUCUCCAACUUUCGCACGACCAGCAUCGCCGAGGCGACGCCAGGUGAAGAGGCCACAGGGGAAGCCUCGACAACGGGCACCUUGAGUCCCACCGAACAGAGAAGCAGGGCCACAUCAAGCCAUUCGCAUUUUGACCAGCAAACAGAUGAUGGACACGAGCAUGACCACGAUGACCUGGAGUCGCAGCAUCAUCAUCAUGUUCCACAAAACGCAUUCCUGUCCAUCGGCUUGCAGACGUCGAUAGCCAUUGCUCUGCACAAGUUCCCUGAAGGCUUCAUUACAUAUGCUACGAACCAUGCAAACCCUGAGCUUGGCUUCAGCGUCUUCCUCGCCCUAUUCGUCCACAAUAUCUCGGAGGGCUUUGCAAUGGCACUGCCGUUGUAUAUGGCGCUCAACAGCAGAACAAAGGCCAUCAUGUGGUCAUCUGUCCUGGGUGGCCUGAGCCAGCCUCUGGGAGCAGGCAUCGCUGCGUUGUGGUUCAAGUUUGCUAAUCACAGUAACAUGAGUCCGGAUGAGGUUGCAUAUGGUUGCUUGUUUGCAGUGACGGCAGGCAUCAUGACCAGUGUUGCCAUCCACCUGUUUGUGGAGUCUCUUAGUCUGAACCACAACAGGAACCUGAGCAUAGUCUUCGCCGUCCUAGGCAUGACGCUGCUCGGUGUCAGCAGCGCCUUUACCUCUCAUGAUCACUAGCAACACAUCCCGUCCAGUCGGAAGCAAAGGCCGCGCGUGGCUCGUACAGCCAGACUUUUUGCAUAAUCAUUAAGGUUUUCUUCGGGCUUCCUGGCAGGGUCUCGGUCCAUUACACCACCCACGGCGUUCAUCAGAAGCAUUUUAAGCAUAGGAUUCGAAGGGAAAUUGAC